AUGUUAAAGUUUGUGAGGUGUAUGAUUCUAGCAACGGUUUUACACCGGUCUUUAGUGUUGCUUGGAAUCCUGCGCCUGGCUGCAUCCAAUGAGGCCUUAAGCGGACUGUUGUCAACAAGUCUUUCAAAAGAAAAGAGUGAAAAAUGUACAAUGAGUACAACUCAUUGUGUACCAAUUGCUUUACACCUUAAUCGUACAUGCCUUGGUAAUCAUUUACCUUACAAACUCACAGCUCCAAUACCACUUGAUGAAGAUGUGACAUUUUAUAAUCUUGAAUUUUGGACUGCUUUACAGUCUAUACCAGCUUGUUGGGAUAAAUUACAGUACUUCUUGUGCUCUGUAUAUAUCCCUGAAUGUGUUGUUAUCCAGAGUGGAAAAUCUGUUGGUAUUACACAUUCAUCAAUUGAUAUUAAUCAAAGGAAUGGGUCAAAAUCAGUUCAUCAUUCAGUUGGUAUAACAUCUGAUGAAUUGAAAAUUGACAGUUAUUUAUCGUCACCUGAAUCAUCAUCGUCAUCAUCAUCAUCAUCAUCUGCUUCAUCAACUAUUCAUCGAGUUGUCUUACCAGAAGCUGAAAUGUGUGAAGCUGUCCAUAAAGCUUGUCCACUUUUAUUUUCAAUUAUCCAAUCAAUGAAUAACAAUAAAAGAAACAAUGUUGAUAACCUUGAAAUUAUUGGUAACAGCGCCAGUAGUAGUAAUGGCCACAUGAAAGAUGAUAUUCAUGAUAAUACUAAACGUAGAUUUUCAUAUCCAAAAUUCUUGGAUUGUUCAUUGUAUACACCAGGAUGUCGACAGAAUAAGUUAACCGCUCGUUUAUUUCAAAGUAAUGGAGGUGGAUGUCAAUCACCACUUGUUACAACAUCAUUAAGAAGAAAUUGGAUUCCUGGUAUAGAACGAUGCAGUUUUCCAUGUCGGCGACCUCAUUUUGAUUCAGAACACUAUAAACUAGCUAGAUGGAUCACAGGUUGUGCUGCUGUAGUUUGCUUAUGUACUAAUAUUUUUACAUUGUUCACACUUCGCUUACAAUUUACUGAACGUAUGGAGAUUACACAACAAUUAUCUGCUUACAUACAUCGUCUUAUUGAUUCAUUGCAUUUGCCAACAUUUUCAACAGAUCGUAAAUCUCAUCUUAUCUAUCAUGGAAAAGCGACAACAUCAUCAUCAUCAUCAGCAUGUCUUGUCUCUGCAUCAGGUUCAUCUAAUACUAGUUCAGUGCUAAUCCAUCUUGGUGUUUAA
Molecule: messenger RNA, 1233 nt
Organism: Heterobilharzia americana
Lineage: Eukaryota; Metazoa; Platyhelminthes; Trematoda; Strigeidida; Schistosomatidae
Source: the annotation of a GenBank genome assembly